UUAAAACUAAAAGCUGAAAAGCGAGUGUCCCCACAAACACAAAAACAGAUCUAAUAAACCAAAGGAAACUCAAAAAUCAAACAACCGCGCGCGCCUUGACGGAGAAAAAAAAGAUGAGAGCCACCGCACGCGGCCGUCCCACCGAGUCCUUCCAUCCUCCGGUAGCGCAACAGUCACGUGAUUCCGAUGCCAGUUUUGCCAGCAGUCGGCCCUCUUCCGUCGCUAUUGGCCGCGCCGUAUCCGCCGUUGAACCCUACGCCGAACGCGCUUUCCAAGUGGCGACCACCCGUUCUAUUAACGCUUUCUUCUCCACUCAUUCAAUUCCGCCUAUCUCCACCAAACCUUCUCAAGCACCGUCCGCUAAAGAGCUCUUGAAUAUCCUUACCUCCCUCCUUUCUCUUCUUGGUUUCCCUUGCUCCAAAGUCGAGGACGAACUAGGUUUUCUUUUGAAAUCUCUAAAUUGCCCUUUCAAGUUCAAUAAAUCUACGCUCCGUGCCCCUAAUACCCAUCACAAUUGGCCGAAUUGGCUUGGUAUCGUUCACUGGCUGGUUCAACUUGCGAUCUACAAUGAACAUUUAUGUCAGAACUCCAUAUCUUCUUUUGCUCAAAACAAUAGCAUGACUGAGUAUGCAUUGGAGUGUUACAAACGAUUUAUAUGUGGAGAGGAUGAUUUAGUUGAGGUUUUAGAUAAGGAGUUCGUGCAGAAGCUUGAGAAAGAGAGGGAAAAUGUGGUGGAGAAUUGCAGGGCUUUGGAGAAGAGUGUUGGAGAACUGGAGGCUAAAGUGGAAGGAUUAAAGACUGGGCCAACGGAGAAGGAAAUGUUGGAGAAGGAAAAGAAUGUGUUGGAAGAAGAUGUGAAGAAGUUUCAUGCAAUGAUCGCGGAGUUUACGGGAAGGGUUGCAGCGAUGGAGAAGGUGUUGGAGGAAAAACAGAAGGAAUUGAACGUUAAGGAAGAGGAGAGGAAUCGAAUUUGUGAGGAGAAUGAGGAGCUUAAGAAGAGAGUGGAGUUGCAAACCUUUAAUGCUAGAGAUGUGGAGAGGAUGAGAAGGGAGAUGCAAGCUGUGGAGAAGGACAUUGUGGAGGCAGAAAUGGCAAGAAAUUCAUGGGAGGAUAAGUCUUGGGAUCUUGAUUCUGCUAUAGGGCAGAAGUUUAAGGAGCUUACCGCGCUUGCAAUGCAGUGCAACCAGGCAAUUAGGAGGUUAAAGCUUGGUAAUGAUUUCCAGUACGAGCUUAAUGCUAAAGGUUCAACACCUGCUGAGGUGAUGGGGAUUGACUACAAAGCAACACUUAAGCCUGAGCUCGAAAGCUAUGCUGACAAAAUAAGGGAGAGUUCUAAGAAAAAGUUUGAAGACAUGAUUGUCCUUCAGCAACAAUCAAAAGAAAUGGCUUCUAAGAUUGAAGACAAGAAAAAUUGUAUUGCUGAACUUCAAUCCCGUAUUGAUGAGGUUGAAGCCCAAAUAAAUUUGUUCAAGAAGGAAAUACAGGAAUGUGAUCAUAGAUCUACUGCAGAAGCCAAGAAAAUGGUUGAGGACGUCCAGUUCGAGACGCAUAAGUUAGAUAUCACGGAAAGAGAAGCAGCAGAGAUUCUAAAGGCUUCGCAACUGAGGUUGCAAGAAGCAAUCCAACAAAGCGAAGAGGAAAUUCAGAUACACGCACGUCAACUCUUUAUGGUCGUUGAUUCGGUGUCAAAAUAUAAAGAACACGUUGAAUCCAAAAUUUCAGAGAUGAGGGUUAGUCUCUCGGAAACCGCUGCCGCCAUAUCAGAUGCUUACAAGGGUUCAUUGCCAGCACAGUUCCCUGGUAGUGCCAAUGCAAAUUAGCAGCAAUAUUAAGAUGAAAAUAUGUGAAUCUAUUAUUAAGGUUAGUCUUUUAUUUUCUUUGCUCAAACACUUUGUUUACUUAAAUUGCCAUGCCAUCUUCAUCCUUUUAUGUAAAUGUUUGUUUUGAUUCAAAUGUUUGGUUUUUGUCUAGUACUUUAUCUGUAAUCCUUUGUUCAUAUGGUGUCAGAUUUGAUUUGAUUCAA
Messenger RNA from Gossypium raimondii (Peruvian cotton), 2023 nucleotides. RefSeq names its product kinetochore protein NDC80 homolog. The coding region runs from base 114 to 1820 and encodes 568 amino acids. Gene Ontology annotation, biological process: attachment of mitotic spindle microtubules to kinetochore. The transcript is spliced from 4 exons. Lineage: Eukaryota; Viridiplantae; Streptophyta; Magnoliopsida; Malvales; Malvaceae. The record is from RefSeq and is a predicted model, not a curated record. Gene Ontology annotation, cellular component: Ndc80 complex.